Messenger RNA from Microplitis mediator, 927 nucleotides. RefSeq lists its product as uncharacterized. The coding region runs from base 96 to 845 and encodes 249 amino acids. The record is from RefSeq and is a predicted model, not a curated record. The transcript has 2 exons. Lineage: Eukaryota; Metazoa; Arthropoda; Insecta; Hymenoptera; Braconidae.
GGUUGUUUGGAGGGGAUUAGACCCCUUAUAGCGGAGAAGCCCUUCAAUUAGUACAGUUCUAGUUUGGGCUUAUCUCGUGAGUGAUCUUGUUCGUUAUGGAGUACCCAAAAGUGAAUGCAGGACGUCGCCGUGGGUUUGCGAACCGAUUUAGUCGUCUUCGAAGUACUUGGGGGUCGCCGUCACCCCCAAGAGUAAGCUCUUAUUCACUGAAGACCGGGAUUCCUGUUUCUCGAUCUUCCGGCCGUGGCACUGGGGCCCGAAUGUCCCCGAACAGGAGUCCAUCUGUGUCAGGUGCACACACCUCGCUGGUGGUUGUUAUACCAAGGUCCCUAGGACCUCGUGGACGUCCACUAUGUCCCCGCUGUGAUACCGAUGACAUCCACUACAAUACGGGAGAGUGUGAAGCCAACCUCGUCGCCCGGGUAGUUCGCAGAGUGGAAGCGGACGUGCGAGGCAGUGGAAUAGGGCUCAAUCUGGAGGAAGUCCACGCCUUAUUCAGCGACGUUAGGUCGUAUGACCUCGUGGAGUUACUGCGACUGCCGCUGUUGUUUCUGCAGGCGGCAAGUGGGAAGACGAACCAACGCCUCCUGCUACUGGAUCCCUUGAAGCAGGCGGUGAGUUUGACGGUGAAAGAGACCGCUGAAUGGUUUGAUCACAUCCCCACGAUGGAGUUACAACAGGUGCCACUACAAAGUUCUCUCCUCAAGUUGGUGUUGGAUAUGGACCAUCGAGAUUUCUUGGACUGGUUGGAUCGGAAUAAGACCCCGAUCUCCAUAGCCUUCCGUUUGGACGCACGCAGGAAUGAGUAUCGCCGACUUGGCCUUGGUCCAGAUGUUCAACCUUGAGGGUAUUAUGGCGCGUUUGCUGAAGGUUCAAGGAUACCUGUUAGCAAUACUAUUAAGUGAUGCGCACAUAUAUUCAAUUGUA